Molecule: messenger RNA, 1505 nt
Organism: Cokeromyces recurvatus
Lineage: Eukaryota; Fungi; Mucoromycota; Mucoromycetes; Mucorales; Mucoraceae
Product: major facilitator superfamily domain-containing protein
Exons: 8
Coding region: 71-1417 (448 amino acids)
Biological process (GO): transmembrane transport
Cellular component (GO): membrane
Molecular function (GO): transmembrane transporter activity
Source: RefSeq, a predicted model, not a curated record
AUUUUUUUAGUAUUAUCAUUCAGUUAUUUUUGCUACUUCCUUUCCUUGAUUUAUAAUAUAGACUUUAGAUAUGGAAUGUGUAAAGCUAGAAUUAGGUGAUUCUAAAUCAUGGCAAGAAAAUGAAGAUUUAGAGGGAUCAAAUAUCGGUUUUAGAACUUAUAAAAUUCGUUUUUUCGGUUUAACUAUUAUUGGUCUGUCAAAUAUUGCUUCUUCAUUAAAUUGGUUAUCAGUUGCUCCUGUACCAGACCAAGCAGACGCAUUCUUUAAUAAUAUUGGAUUAAAUACUAUUAAUUGGUUUUCAAACGUUUUCAUGCUGAUUUAUUUAUUUGCUGGGCCAUUAUCAAGCUGGAUAUAUGAACACUGGUCAAUCAAAUUAGGUUUAGUUAUAGGCAGUAUUUUACAAACUAUAGGUACUUGGUUAAGAUAUUUUUCUGCAUUUAUUCAUAAUCCACAAGGCAGAUUGGCUUUGAGUUUAAUAGGUCAGAUUAUAUGUGCUGUUGGCCAACCUUUUAUCCUUAAUAUAUGUACACCUUAUGCUGCAUUAUGGUUUAGUGCUGAAGGCAGAGGUACGGUUUCUAUGAUGGGUGGAGUCACUAGUUCUAUUGGUAUGGCAAUUGCUUCACUUAUUAUUCCUGCUAUCGUAACAGAUGCUAAUACUAUGAAAUUGGGAUUCCUUAUUAUCGCUUGUAUCACAACUGGCUUUACUAUACCCGUAUUUUUCAUUCCAAAAAAACCCAAGACGCCACCCUCUUAUAGUGCAUCCUCCAGGGAUAAAUUCCAUCUCUCUUUUACUCAAUCUCUUUAUAAAUUAUUUAUUAAUUGGAAUUUUUUAUUCAUCAUGUUUUCAUUUGGUAUCCUUUGUGGUCUUGCCUCUGCUUUUACAUCUCUUUUGACACAAAUCGUAAAUCCUUAUGGUAUUAAUAAUGAAAAAGCUGGUUAUCUAGGUGCUGCAUUUAUAGUUUCUGGUCUUAUAGGCGCUACUAUCACAGGUCUAUAUAUUGAUAGAACAGGUCAUCAUAAAAUAAUUGUCAAAAUUUAUGUUCCUAUUCUUGGUGUUUUGUAUUUGGCGUUUUACUUUGCUGUAAAAAGUGGAAGCUAUAAUGCUAUAAUGGCUGUUUGUGUCCUUCUUGGCUUUUUUACCUUUUCUCUCUUACCUGUUUCUCUUGAAUUAUCUGUUGAAUCUUCUUAUCCAAUUAGUGAAGCUAUUUCUAGUUCCUUGUUAUGGAUAUGUUCACAAAUUUUAGGAUUAAUUAUUUUGAUUGUCAUGGAUGCACUUCGAAAUUCAGAUGGUAAAAUGACUCGUAGUCUUAUCUUUGCUACUUGUAUUGUAUUCCCUUUGUCUAUCUUGACGACCAUCUAUAAUAGCCCUAAUAAGCGACUAGAAUUUGAGAAGAAAAAUAAGACUCCUAAAUAUUAGAUACAUAUAUACACAUAUGUAUAUGAUUUUUUAAUAGAAUGACUAUAUAGAUACUAUUAUUUAUCCCUCUUUGAAUAGGAGGAUUAUG